Messenger RNA from Durio zibethinus, 2326 nucleotides. Its product is annotated as Ankyrin repeat family protein with DHHC zinc finger domain-containing protein. The record is from RefSeq and is a predicted model, not a curated record. Gene Ontology annotation, molecular function: palmitoyltransferase activity; protein binding. Gene Ontology annotation, biological process: protein palmitoylation. Gene Ontology annotation, cellular component: Golgi membrane. Lineage: Eukaryota; Viridiplantae; Streptophyta; Magnoliopsida; Malvales; Malvaceae.
AAUUUAAAUUUAAAAAUUAAAAUUCGAUCGAAUUUUAUUACACCCCUCCGAUGCUAUUGAAUUGUACCCGAGGAGACCGUCGGCGUUAGUGUCGAUUUCGAUAUCACUAAGUCAACGGUUCAUCCGCGAGCAAGUAUGUGAAAGACCAUACUAAUUACCAACUGAGGUGGUUUGUUCUUUUAUUGCUUGAUGAUCUCAUUAAAUGCAAAGACUACUUGACAAUUCAACGAACAGAAUCAUCUGUAAGAAGGAAAGGAAAAAAAAUAGAGAAUUAUCCAAAAUAAAGAGACAGUCAAGAUUUGUUAAAAAAAUUUUAACAAAAAGGAAAAGAAAAAGAAAAAGUGAGAAAAGAAGCAGAAACAGUUCAUCAUCAUCGAAGAGAUUCGGCGAAAUAGCAGCUGGAGUAAUAAACCCUAAACCCCUAAAAUCUUUCGAUUGAAAUCAGUUCAGAUUUCUCGUACAUGGCUUCUUCAGAGAUCGAGGUGCUAUCAUUAGAAUCAGAACCCAAAACCCAACAACAAAACCCUACUCAACAAAUUGCUGUAGUUGAUGUCUUCUCGGCCUCUGCUUAUGGAGAUUUUCACAAACUGAGAAAAUUCGUCGAAGAAGAUGGUGCCUCUCUUAUAACACCUGACAGUAACGGCUAUUACGCCCUUCAGUGGGCUGCUUUCAACAACUUGUCAGAUAUUGCCCAAUACAUUAUCGAGCAUGGUGGAGAUGUGAAUGCAAUUGACAAAAACAAGCAAACUGCUUUGCAUUGGGCUGCAGUUAGGGGUUCGACUGCAGUGGCAGAUGUGCUCUUGCUAAAUGGAGCUCGGGUCGAAGCUGCUGAUGUCAGUGGGUAUCGGGCAGUUCAUAUAGCAGCUCAGUAUGGGCAAACGGCUUUCUUAAAUCACAUUAUUGCAAAAUAUCACGCUGAUUAUGAUGCACCUGAUAAUGAUGGAAGGUCGCCACUUCAUUGGGCUGCAUAUAACGGAUCUUCGGAUACAAUUAGAUUGCUUCUAUUUAGAGAUGCAUCUCAAGGGAAACAAGACAAAGAAGGUUGCACUCCAUUGCACUGGGCUGUAAUAAGAGGAAAUGCAGAGGCAUGCACUGUACUUGUGCAUGCAGGCACAAAGCAGGAAUUAGCGGUGAAAGAUAAAGCUGGAUUUACCCCUGUUCAGCUUGCAUAUGAUAAAGGUCAUCGGCAAAUUGCUGUCUUCCUUUCUAAUGCAGAUAGAGCCAAUAGCAAAUUCUUGGUGGACAAAUUUUGCAGUGGGAAGAUGGGGAAAGUUGGUUAUGCUCCUAUAUUGUUUUGUUUUGUAAUUCUUCUUAUUAUCCUAUUCAUCAACUCGGUUCUUCUUGCUCCAAGUCUUUCUAAGGUAACUGCCAUUGUUGGACUUUGGGGAUGGAUUGGUGUUUCUCUAGGUAUUGGUUCGUUGAUAAUGUUCUACAGAUGUAGUAGUAAAGAUCCGGGUUAUAUUAAAAAAUUUAGAAGAUUGGAUGGCUAUGAAGAUUCAGAGGAUCCCUUGCUGGAUAUUGAUCUGAACAAUUCGUCAGUAUGGACAGGAAAUUGGUCUCAGCUUUGCCCUACCUGCAAGAUAAUAAGACCUGUUCGUUCGAAGCACUGCCCUAUCUGUGAUCACUGUAUUGAGCAGUUCGACCAUCAUUGCCCUUGGAUAUCUAACUGUGUUGGGAAGAGAAACAAAUGGGACUUCUUUGUUUUCAUUUGCAUGGGAACCUUGACUUCAUUCCUUGGUGCAUUGGUUGCAGUUCAAAGGAUUUGGACAGCAGUACCAGCAUUGCCUGCUGGUGAAACAUGGAUUCAUCAUGUGAUUGUUCAUUAUCCUGGUCUUGUUGCAUUUCUCAUAUUGGAUGUUCUUCUUUUGAUUGCUGCUACCACUUUGACCACAGUACAAGCAUCCCAGAUAGCUCGGAAUAUCACCACUAAUGAAUUAUCAAAUGUCAUUCGCUAUGGCUAUCUUCGUGGCCAUGAUGGACGUUUCCGGAACCCAUAUAAUCAUGGUUGCCGAAAGAAUUGUGCAGAUUUCCUCAUUCGUGGCUACACUGAUGAUGAAAUUGCUUGGCCUCCGUUACAGAGAGUUGCCAGUUAGAGCUACUAUGGUUAGCUUGUGUCAUGUUCCCUAUUGUGUAGAUUCAUACAUCCCAGUCCCAGUCAUGUUGAUAUACAAACCCUUUGCUCAUUAUGACCAGAAAGGAAAGAGGACUUCAGAAUUUAGAAAGUCUGAUUCAAAAUAUACUACAAAAAAUUUCGUAUGAUAAAGCAAUGUAUGGGACUAUUAUGGAAUGGGAAUUACAAGUUUUUUAUUUUUUUUUAAAGGGUUAA